Messenger RNA from Nicrophorus vespilloides, 440 nucleotides. RefSeq names its product endocuticle structural glycoprotein SgAbd-2-like. Gene Ontology annotation, molecular function: structural constituent of chitin-based larval cuticle. Gene Ontology annotation, cellular component: chitin-based extracellular matrix. The record is from RefSeq and is a predicted model, not a curated record. Lineage: Eukaryota; Metazoa; Arthropoda; Insecta; Coleoptera; Silphidae. Bases 1 to 405 code for a protein of 134 amino acids. The transcript is spliced from 2 exons.
AUGAAGGUCGCAAUUGUAGCAUUCGCUUUCUUGGCUGUCGCCUUUGCCGCUCAAUCCGAUGAGCAUGUUCCAAUUGUAUCUCAAGAAUCCGAAGUCAACUUCGAUGGAUCUUUCCAUCAUUCUUAUGAAACCGGAAACGGAAUCUCCGCCCAAGAACAGGGUGUAUUGAAGAACGCCGGAAACAAGGAAACCCAAGCUGAAGAAGUCCAAGGAUCUUUCGAAUACACGGCUCCUGAUGGUACCCCAAUUAAGGUCCAAUACAUUGCCAACGAAUUCGGUUUCCAACCACAAGGAGAUCAUCUUCCAGUUGCCCCAACUCCACCACCAGUACCACUUGCCAUCGCCAAGGCUUUGGACUUCCUUCGUACCCACCCAUACAAACCAGAAGAUGAAAAGAAACAUUAAGUUUAAUUGGAUUCUUUUAAAAAUGACUGUUUGUA